This is a messenger RNA of Ilex paraguariensis (yerba mate), 279 nucleotides long. The record is from the annotation of a GenBank genome assembly. Lineage: Eukaryota; Viridiplantae; Streptophyta; Magnoliopsida; Aquifoliales; Aquifoliaceae.
AUGUUGCGUUUGAAAGCAUUUCGUCCGACGAAUGACAAGAUUGUGAAGAUUCAAUUGCACCCUACACAUCCGUGGCUUGUCACGGCCGAUGCGUCCGAUCACGUUUCGGUUUGGAAUUGGGAACACCGCCAGGUUAUUUAUGAAUUGAAAGCUGGUGGUGUGGAUGAGAGGCGUUUGGUGGGUGCAAAGUUGGAGAAACUCGCCGAGGGUGAAUCAGGGAUUUACUUCAGGAAGGCCAAGGAUUUGUGGAAUCAGAUCAUGGGUUUGAACAUAAUCUGA